AUGUCAGAUACGCCAUCUCAGAAGCAUCCUGAAGUGUUAGAGAAAACCAGUGUCUUGUGGGAAGAUAAUGAAGUGAUAGUUUGUUGCUACAGGUUUUGCAAGUACUGCCAGAAGGAAGGGAGAGAAGUGAGCUCUCGUUUCUCCGCUGUUACUGAUGAGCUUGCAGCCAGCCGCCCUCAGGAGCUCCCGUGGCUGCAUUUGGGGUCUGAGUUACAGUGCGUAUUCAUACACUUGCUCCGGGUGACUUCUGUACUCUGCGGUUGCGGUCUGCCAAGACUACAGGUCCUCACAUCAGCUGCCAGCUCCCACGUAGGCUCCACGUCCUUCCCCGUCACUCUGUCGCCUCAUCUUCUUUACGUUUUCCUCACAACAAGACCCUGCCGGCAUGUGAGCUGCAUCUGA
Rangifer tarandus platyrhynchus (Svalbard reindeer) is the source of this 402-nucleotide messenger RNA. The record is from the annotation of a GenBank genome assembly. NCBI's taxonomy places the organism in Eukaryota, Metazoa, Chordata, Mammalia, Artiodactyla, Cervidae.